Messenger RNA from Lycium ferocissimum, 1746 nucleotides. RefSeq names its product ABSCISIC ACID-INSENSITIVE 5-like protein 7. Lineage: Eukaryota; Viridiplantae; Streptophyta; Magnoliopsida; Solanales; Solanaceae. Gene Ontology annotation, molecular function: DNA-binding transcription factor activity. The record is from RefSeq and is a predicted model, not a curated record. Gene Ontology annotation, cellular component: nucleus. The transcript has 5 exons. The coding region runs from base 188 to 1417 and encodes 409 amino acids. Gene Ontology annotation, biological process: positive regulation of DNA-templated transcription.
AAAAAUGAAAGUGUGUCAAGUUGCGCUUUAAAAGACUCGCCAGAUGUAAGAAGAGACACUUGUCGACUCUAGCAAGCCCUAAAAUCAGCGAAGAAGAAGGAAACGACACGAUUCUGCUCUCUUCUUGAUCCCCUUCCUCAUCUGCACAUAAAAGGAUAAUCAAUUAUCCCUAUGCUUUUCUAGUACCAUGGAAUCUUACAUGAACUUCAAGAACAUUGCUGACACGCCACAGCCAGGUAGCAACGGGGGAAAAUCAAUGGGUAAUAUUGAUUACCCUUUGGCUAGGCAAUCUUCCAUAUACUCAUUGACCUUUGAUGAGCUUCAAACAACAUUUAGUGGACUUGGAAAAGAUUUUGGAUCGAUGAAUAUGGAGGACCUCUUGAAAAGCAUUUGGACAGCUGAAGAGUCUCAAGCUGUGACAUCUUCUACUGGUGGAGGAGAUGCGAAGGCACCUGUAGGAAAUCUACAAAGGCAAGGUUCUUUGACACUACCUCGGACACUUAGUCAGAAAACUGUUGAUGAAGUAUGGAGAAAUUUUCAGAAAGAAACUGUUAGUACCAAAGAUGGAAGUGGCACUGGGAAAUCAAACUUUGGUGGGCAGAGGCAAUCUACUUUGGGAGAAAUGACAUUGGAGGAGUUUUUGGUUAAAGCAGGUGUAGUUAGAGAAGAUAUGCAAUCUACUUCCAACUCGAAUGAUAUUACAUUUAACAAUGGAUUAAGUCAACAGGCUAACAACAAUGGUUUGAACAUAGCAUUUCAACAACCAACUCAAAACACAGGACUGUUGAUUAAUCAAAUCGCAGCCAAUAACAUGUUGAAUGCGGUUGAUGCCACGUCAUCACAGCACCAAAAACCUCUUUUUCCCAAGCAAACAACAGUGGCAUUUGCAUCUCCUAUGCAAUUAUCGAACAAUGGUCAUCUGGCUAGCCCUCAGACAAGGGCUCCUGCAGUUGGAAUGUCCAAUCCUGUUGUGACUACUAAUAUAGCUCAAGGCGGGGUUAUGGGGAUGGCAGGAUUUCAUAAUGGAGUUUCACCAGCAAAAGGAGGAUCUCCUGUAAAUGAUUUUGUUUCAAGGAGCAAUGUGGAUAAUCCGUCAUCUCUUUCCCCUUCCCCUUAUGCAUUCAGUGAAGGUGGAAGGGGCAGGAGAUCGGGAAGUUCUUUGGAAAAAGUUGUAGAGAGAAGGCGUAGGAGGAUGAUUAAGAACAGAGAAUCUGCAGCUAGAUCAAGGGCUCGGAAGCAGGCCUAUACUUUAGAGUUGGAAGCUGAAGUCGCAAAGCUUAAAGAAAUUAAUGAAGAGUUGCGGAAGAAACAGGCUGAAAUUAUGGAGAAGCAGAAAAAUCAGCUACUGGAAAAAAGGAAUAUGCCUUGCGGAUAUAAGUUAAGAUGCUUGAGAAGGACACUGACAGGACCUUGGUAGAAGAAUGAGGAGUUGAAGCAAAAAUUCCCUGGUACAAGCUUAGGCAACAGUUAGGUGGGUGGUUUUGUGAGUUAUGAUCUGAUCCAGAUCUAUCUUCUUCACACGUUUGGUAAUUUUAUGUAUGGGAGUGAGAUGGUGCCCAUGUUAUGUACAUUAUGUAAACAAUCUGCUUGUAUGAAAUUUUCUCUGUGUAAUUUUAAUUGGUUUCACACAUUAGUCAUAUAGGCAAGUAGGGAUGCAUCAGUUCCAUAGUUAGGUGAUAGAUUCAUUACAAGAUCCAGGCAAGAGAUAAUAAAUUAUUUAUGAACCAACAUUUCUACUUUCUUACA